AUGCAACAAGACAAAGAUAACAAGAAAGAUAAUCAACAACCAAUUGAUUUUCAAAAAAUUAGAGAAAAAAUUGAUGAAAUUCCGCAAGAUGUUUUCUAUCAAGUGAAUGAUGAUAUUGAUGAAGAUUUAAUUAGGAAAAAAAUUGAAAAGGACGCUGAACAAAUUGCUAAUCAGAAAAUUAAAUUAAUGUUAAAGAAAUUGGAGGAAAUUCAAUUUGAUUCAAUUAAAAAGUAUUAUAAGGAAAAACCAAUUUUAGAAGAGGAAAGAAGAAGAGCAGAGUUGGAAAAACAACAAGAAUUAUUUUACAAACAAGAGAGAGAAAGGUUACUAAAACAACAAGAGGAAGAGGAAAAGAAAAAAAAUGAAGAGUUGAAGAUAAAAAAGGAGAAGGAUUUUAUGCAUUACAAGAAUUAUAUUGAUAAUCUUCAUGAUGAAAUUGGCAGGUUAACAAGUAAUAUUAUUGAAAAUCCAACAGCUCCUUCGCUGAUUGACCUGUAUGAUAAAAAGAAUGAUCACCCCUUUACUGCCCAAAUACUGCAUCAAUUUGAAAUGGAAGGAAUUAUUGAAAAUCCUACACUCAAACAAGAGCAGGAUGAUGAUAGUAUAAUCAACUCUAGAUUUGCUGAACAAAAAAGAAGAGAGGCAAUGUUAUUGAACCAUUCUGAAGAAACUGCCCAAAAGAAGGAAGAAAGAGAAAUUGAUCUUAAUCCUCUCAAGCAGACUUUAAGCAAGUAUGGCAUUAAGGGUUUGAACGAAUAUUUAGAUAAGACAAUUGAAGAGAAAACCAGAGCGUUCAAAUUAGCAGAAGAAGAAAUGCGAAUGAAUGAACUUCUUUUCAUAUUGAACAUGUUGAAGGGUGGAAAAAAAUUGAAUAAGAAUUGGAUUUCACAAGUUUCUUCAAAUAGUGAAACAUGGAUAGAAUUCUUUUCUAAAAAUUAUCAAUCCAAAGAGGAGAAAUUAAUUUCUACAAAUCUAGUGCCAGAACAAGAUCAAACGAUAUUGAGUCAGGAGCAACUAGCGUCCCAAAAAGAAAAAAGAAUGUACCAAUUCAAUAACCCCCUAUUCACAGAGGAGAGCGUGACUAAUUUUGUUAGGGCUUCAAAAUUAUAA
Naegleria gruberi is the source of this 1110-nucleotide messenger RNA. RefSeq lists its product as uncharacterized. Bases 1 to 1110 code for a protein of 369 amino acids. The record is from RefSeq and is a predicted model, not a curated record. Lineage: Eukaryota; Heterolobosea; Eutetramitea; Acrasida; Naegleriidae. The transcript has 2 exons.